AUGGUAGCGAAAAAGCUUACUUUGUCUCUCUCUCUCUUUCUUAAUCAAGUUCUCUCCAUACCAUUCGCUCUCUCUCUUUCUCUUUCUUUUCUCUCUCUCUCUCUCUCUCUCUCUCUCUCUCUUUCUCCCUUUAUGAUUUCUAUGCCUCUCUAUUUUUCUCCGUUCUUUUUCUUGAUGAACUUCCAUCCGUCUUUCUUUUUUCCGUUUUGUUCUCUCUACGCUUUUCAUCAAACCCUUUCCUCCUCCUCCUCCUCCCCCUCUCUAGUCGUAUUUCAUUUGUUGAUACUUCCUCUCAAUUUUUUCCUUCUUUUAUACUUUCAUCUCCACUUCACCCGUCUCCUACUUUUAACCAUUUCUUCCUCUUCUCUUUUUUCAUCGACUUCUCUCUUCCUCCAACUUUCUCCACACUUAUGUCUUCCAUUUUUAGCAACCUCCUCUCCUUUUUCUUUUUUCUUUGUCUUUUUUCUUUCGCUUCCACUUCUCUCUUUUCAUCAACUCCUCCCGUCUUCCAUCUUUUCCCAUAGGCAUGUCUUCUAUUUUAACAACUUCCUCUCUAGAUUUAUUCUUUUUCUCUUCCCUUUCUCUUCUCUUUCUCUUCUCUUUCUUUAUCGUCUGCUAUCCCACACUUUCUCUUUCUCUCUCUCUCUCUUCUCUCUUAAUUUUCUUCAUUCUACAAGUCCGUGCCUACUUCACUCCUGUUCCACUCCUUCUGUCUUCUCUUCCUCUUCUUUCUUUUCCGGGUCGGCUUUUCGCCUCUGUCUUUUUUUUUCUCUAUUCAUAAUCUCCUUUCUACAUCUCUCUUUCCCGCUUUCCUUCAUCUUUUUUUCUUUUCGCAUUCACUUCAACCUCUCUCCAUCUCUCCUCUCUUUCUAUUCUCAUUACUUCUUCCUUCUCCCUCUCUCCUCCAUUACUUCUUUAAUCCCUUUUUUUACCCCCUCUGGCUUACGGCCAUAUCACCAACUUUCUUCACUUCCGCUUCUGUCCGAUUUUCUUAUCAGUUCUUUCUCUGCUUAUGUCGUCUUCGUCUCUUUUCCCGAAUUUACAUGCCUAUAUCUAUCUAUCUAUCUAUCUAUCUAUCUAUCUAUCUAUCUAUCUCUCUCUCUCUAUAUAUAUAUAUAUUUUUUUUUUCUCUUCUCCCAAACAUUACUGUUUUCUCUACUUCCAUUUUUACGGUCAUUCGAAAUGUUUUAUUUCUUUCCUUCCUUUUACGUUUUAUAUCCUUUCGUUGGCCUUGCGAUAAUUUGUUUAAAUCUUUUUUAUUUCUUAUUCUUCCCCAUCGUUCAUAUUUUUUUCAUAUUGUUUUGCGAUAUACCACGGACUUACAUUCUCUUUUUUCUUUUAAUUUCCCAGUACUUACUCUUUUUUUAUUUGCCUCCAAAUCUUUUCUUGUUCCGUCUUUUCCUUUAUUUCAAACCCGCCUUUUCCUCUGUAUUCCAUAAAACCAAAGGAAAAAGAAAAAGCUCCACCGCUCCGCGCUUUAUAGCCAUCUGA
Acanthosepion pharaonis is the source of this 1491-nucleotide messenger RNA. The record is from the annotation of a GenBank genome assembly. Lineage: Eukaryota; Metazoa; Mollusca; Cephalopoda; Sepiida; Sepiidae.